AUGGAAGACACAACAACACCAAAUAAUGUACUUACUGAAACAUUCAGACCUUGCAAACAUAAUCCUGCGAUAAAACAGCUCAAGUGCAAGAAGUCUCCUGGCGAAGACGGUAUUCAUCCAGAAUUUCUAAUUAAUUUGAGACCAAAAGCCAAGGAAACCAUGCUGACGCUUUUCAACAAAAUCUGGGAGACCAGUCUCGUACCUAACCAAUGGAAGGUUGCCAUAGUAAUACCAGUACUAAAAAAGGGCAAAGACCCUAGCAACUUUGACAACUAUAGGCCUAUCUCCAUCACAAGCGUGCAGGCUUAA
Molecule: messenger RNA, 309 nt
Organism: Rodentolepis nana
Lineage: Eukaryota; Metazoa; Platyhelminthes; Cestoda; Cyclophyllidea; Hymenolepididae
Source: the annotation of a GenBank genome assembly